CGUCAGAUUUCUUUCACUUUGUCAGUGAGGCUGUUUUGUCUUUACUCUUCCCACGUUGACUUCGAAUUGGCUCACUUCUGAAUUCAUUUCAACAGGGAGGGGCGGGGAUGACGAUACAAGCUGAAAGAAUUACAGCUGCUUUGGCGAGAAGUUAAAAUAAGUUCAUUUUGUGACUAAAUCUCUAAAUAACAGAGGUCGAUGCGUAAUGUCUACCCUACAGUUAGGAACUAAACCUGCAUGGAUUUGGAGCAAUCUCCUGGAUGAAUGAUCAAGCUUUCACACGUAGACCUCCAGCUUCUCCCAGAAGUUACUGGUACCUCACAAACAUCAGGCAUUGUGUCCAUUGUGAUUAUGAGAUAGAGCUCUAAAUUUUCUUUGAAGUUGACGGCACAUCUGCCUUCUCACUAGAGACUGAUUCUGGCACCUCAGACAAAAAUCUUACGAGGGAUGUGCUGUAUCAUUCCCUUUUCCUUACCUUCGUGUGAUCUACCUCCAAGGUCAUUCUUGAAGCCUCGUCUUAUUUUGUUCAUUUUUACUUAAGACCACUGAAACUCAUUUUUUUGUUUGUAAAAAUUGUGCACAGAUGCAUUUAAAUAAAGCUAGCCGUUAAUGCUACAAUUUUUUUAUUCUUUUAAAAUGGCAAGAACACAAGGAGCACAGGCAGUAUCAACACGCCUUCUUGUGUCCACUGGCCAUUUCGGAACAUCACGCUGUGAGGACUUCCACAGCCGAUGCCAAGUCUACUCCAGCCAACCGUGGCUUGGCAGGGCUGAUGCAGCUGGCAUUUUGCUCCACUAUCUCUUACUUGUUAAUCCACUGUGUGUAGGAAUUGGAAGAAUGGAGAAAAUCAAAGUCAGAAACAAACUUGUGUUUGUAAUGCUUCAAAAAUAGAACUCGAGACUAAGUUUUUCCGGCAUGUCAGUUUCCUGUAAACAAAUAUUGAAGGUUUUAUUCUCAAAAUGAUAAACUUAUUAUUUAGCAUAAAAGAAAACCCAUACUUAACACCGGCUUGGUUUGAUUUCAUCGUGGAUUUAUAUGAAUUUUAAAAUAAAUAAAUAACUGCUUUUUCAUCUCUGUCUCAUCUUGUUUUUCAGCUUAUGGACCUGAGGACGAAUUUAAAGUGGACAAAACUGAUGAGGAGGAACAUCUGCAGGAUGAUGGCCUUUCCCUUGAUGGUCAGGAUGCAGACUAUCUCUUCAAUGAUGAAGAGGAUGCAAGAGAUCAUUACAGCAACCAAAACUCUCCCCUCAGCAAUGGUACCAACCCAGAUGCUGGGUACGCUUCUCCUCUCAGCACCACCAGCGAUCCACUGGUGGACGUUAAGACCACCUCUUCCUUCAGCGAUCAAGAGAGGCUAGAAGACAAGCUUCAUGAAAGCAAAGAGUCUAUCAAUGGCCUCUCGCUGCAGGACAGUCUGACAAAAAUGAAAGCCGUCUAUGCAAAUUUGAUCUCGGAUGCUUCUUGGUCCAGCAUCGCUCUUGAUAUGCUUAAAAGUAAACAAGGGAACACGAUAGCAUCUAGUAAAGGCGGUGGUAGUCAUCACAAAGGGAGCAAUGGAUUCCUGAACAGCCAUGGUUCAGGCAACACUCAUUUGAAGAACAGAAGUAGCAACAAUGACAUCCCAGUUACCACUAACAUUAGCACCAGCAGCGCUACUGCAAAGACUGUGUCUAGCAACAGUAAUAGUGUGAUCAGCUCUGGCAGCACUGGAGGACUGGCCUAUGACUGGCAUCAGGCAGCUUUGGCUAAAACUCUACAACAUACUCCAUACCAACUCCUUCCUGAGCCAAGCCUUUUCAGCACUGUCCAGCUUUACAGGCAAAACAAUAAACUAUAUGGCCCGGUGUUUACCGGAGCCAGCAAGUUUCGGUGCAAGGACUGCAGUGCAGCCUAUGAUACCUUGGUUGGGCUGACUGUUCAUAUGAAUGAGACAGGCCACUACCGUGAUGACAACAAGGAUACGGAGGAUGAUCGAAGCAAGAAGUGGUCCAAGCCACGCAAGCGUUCUCUUCUGGAGAUGGAAGGCAAAGAAGAUGCCCAGAAAGUUCUCAAAUGCAUGUAUUGUGGCCACUCUUUUGAAUCCUUGCAAGAUCUAAGUGUUCACAUGAUCAAAACAAAACACUAUCAGAAAGUGCCUCUAAAAGAACCAAUGCCAGCCCUCACUUCUAAACUGAUGCCGCCAGCCAAAAAAAGAGUGUUUCAGGAGUUGAUGUCUCCAAGCUCACCAGAGUCUGUCUCAUCCGGCAUAUUCCUGGGAGAGUCUCCUAAAGACCAAAAAGUGUCUAAUCCCUAUGUUACUCCUAACAAUCGAUAUGGUUACCAGAAUGGUGCCAGUUAUACCUGGCAGUUUGAGGCCCGAAAGGCACAAAUCCUAAAAUGCAUGGAAUGUGGCAGUUCACAUGACACUUUGCAACAACUGACAGCCCACAUGAUGGUCACAGGACAUUUUCUUAAAGUCACUAAUUCAGCCUCUAAAAAGGGUAAGCAGUUAGUUUUGGAUCCUAUAAUUGAAGAGAAAAUUCAGUCAAUUCCCUUGCCUCCUACAACCACGCGACUCCCUGCACCCAAUGGUAAGUCACAGCUUGACUCCCCAUUGCAGCCCUCCAGCCCUGAAGAGAAACAGGAGGAAAUACAAGGUAACGAGACAGAUGAAGAUAAGAUAGAAAUAAGAGAACCAGAAAAGAAAAUUAAAGAGGAAAAAGAAGACCCUUCUGAAAAAGCUGAUAAACCUGGUAAGACCAGGUCUUACCAAUAUCUUACUGAAGACGACUUAGAAGAGACACCUAAAGGUGGCCUAGACAUUCUUAAGUCUUUGGAGAAUACAGUUUCAAGUGCAAUCAGCAAAGCCCAAACAGGAGCACCAACCUGGGGAGGAUACCCCAGCAUCCAUGCGGCAUAUCAACUCCAUGGAUCUUUGAAGUCUACUUUGUCCUCUUGUGCAUCAAUUCAGCCUUUGUUCAGCAACACCAAUUUAAAGGUAUUAUCUUCCGAUUUAGGCUCUCUGAUCCAUUCACCAAAUAGUCCCUCUUCGCCUCUCAGUCACAAGAGUAAUGUGUUGGCCAUGGAGGAGCUAGUGGAAAAAGUGACACGAAAUAACUCGGUAAACAAUGACAAAGAGGAAAAACCAGCUGAGAUGAAAUGCAGAUCUGCAAAGUCUCCUGUGCCACAUUCUAAGGACAGAGAGACUUCACCAAAUCCAGGAAACCUCUCAAAAGUUGAUAAAAGCCUUGCAACUGAGUUUCAGGUUGAUCCAAAAAGUAAAAGAGAGCCAACAGAAACUACAGUUGACGUGAAGAUAAAAAGUGAGCGUGAAUCACCACAGAAAACUGUUAGCAAUGGCUGCCAUAACCUAAGAAUCAUCACUGAUCACUCGCCCGAGCAACUACUUGUCAGCCCUCUGAGUGCUUUGCAGUCUGUCUUGAACAAUCACUUGGGGAAAGCUUCAAAAGUGGCCACAGCCUCCACGGACCCCUUCUCGAUGCUUUAUAAGAUGAGCAACACCACUGAGAGUAAACAAGGAGACCCUGGGAGUCAGUAUCAAAAUGAUGACAACGAUCAGCCCAUUGAUUUAACAAAAUCCAAAAACAGCAGUUCAGCUAAGGCUACUCCUACCAUACCAAAUAACAUAAACAGCAGUAAACCAGCAUUCAAAGAGUUCUCUCAGUCAUCAACUCCACCUCUUAGAGAGAAUGCUUUGAUGGAUAUAUCAGACAUGGUGAAGAAUCUGACUGGCCGUUUGACACCAAAGUCUACAACACCAUCGUCCAUCUCAGAGAAAUCUGACAUUGAUGGCUAUACUUUUGAGGACAGUAUGGAAGAGUUGUCCUCCAUCCAAAGAAGGAAAGGCCGCCAGUCAAAUUGGAAUCCACAGCACCUUCUGAUUCUCCAGGCGCAAUUUGUGUCAAGUCUUCGUGAAACUGUUGAUGGGAAGUUUGUCAUUAGUGACUUGGGACCACAAGAACGAGUCCACAUCUGUAAAUUCACGGGUCUCUCCAUGACCACCAUCUCACAUUGGCUGGCCAAUGUGAAAUACCAGUUAAAGAGGACCGGGAGCACAAAGUUCCUCAAAAAUAUUGACUCUGGGCAACCUCUGUUUUUGUGCAGUGACUGUGCCUCCCAGUUCAGGACUCCUUCAUCCUACAUAAACCAUUUGGAGUCCCACCUUGGGUUCACCCUAAAGGACCUCUCGAAGCUUUCUAUAGACUUACUAGAGCAGCAGGCAGUCAGCCGAAUAGAGGACAAAACCUUUGCUUCAUCCGGUCUUAUUGAAGAAGACACUGGCUCAAUAUAUCAGUGCAAGCUGUGCAAUCGAACAUUUGUGAGCAAACAUGCAAUCAAAUUGCAUCUUUGCAAAACACACGGAAAGUCACCAGAGGACCAUCUCUUCUUUGUGAAAGAACUUGACAAACAGUGAAACCAGUGAUGGCAUGACAGAUAACUGUUUCACAAAAAUGCUAAGGCCGAAUCCCAAUGUACCCAUUUUCUUUACUCUUUACGCUUUGCAAGUUCAUGCAAAGGAUUAAAAAUGUUACAAUCUCUUUGGCGGUGUAGGGGGAGGGCAAACAGGUAGAGCUGCAUGGCUUUUCAAAUUAGGAUUUUUUUUAACAUUAUAUAUGUUUUCAGCAGACAUCUGUUAGUGAAAGAAACUGAAACAUUGUAUGAUGUUCUUUUAUAAUUUAUAACUGAAAUUAUUACUUUUGGAAUCACAUUAAAUCGCCUUUAACAAAUGUAUUUCAAGCUAGUUGUUACACAGGAUAUGUGGGUGGGUUGACAUUGGGGUUAUUUAAACAUGAAGAACAUGCAACAAUAUAUGUUUACUGACUUCCUGAUGGGGUGUCUCAUUUUGUAAACAAUUUAAAUGCUUUGACUUUGAAUUCAGGAGUUGCACCUGGGGUAACAAUAGCAAAUGGGAUUCGGCCAAAGUUUCGAUCUGUCAAAUGCAGAUAGUGCCACGACUGUAUUACGAACAGAUGGAAACCCAAGGAGCUUUAACACCUUUUACUCUAAUUAUUCAGUUUGAUGUGAAGGACAAGAGUUUGCACUAUAGAGACUCUAAGCCUCAUUUGAAAGUUGAAUUUACUGAUAUGGUUCAGCAAGAUUGGUGCAACACACACGGCACUACAUAGUCACUGACUGAUUGUUUCUUCUUCAAUGCACUGCAAUUUAUCUGAGCCUUUAGAAAAAGUCCAUCUGUUGUUAUAAAACUGAUCUUAUUUUGAUCACUACUUCUGAAUAAGUUUUAAAGGAUAAAUAUAUCUCAACACAAUAUGCAUAUUUCUCAUCUAGCAGUUGGUGCAUGUUUUCAUGUAAAGCAGUGAGUGUAUUGUGGCUGAUACAUUUUCAAACACCAUGACUAAAUUGGUGUUCUUGUUUAACAAAGUUUGAAAACAUGUAGUCAUGAAAAUUUAGGUAAAGCUAGUGUUUUAAGUUUUAAGGUACUUUCUGCACUUUUAAUAAGUACAAACUGAUCAAAUAAUUGAAUUUUUAAAGACUUCUUUGUUUUAAUUUUUCUAAUGAGAAUUUAAAGACUGACUAUAAUGUUUUUUUUGCCAUCACACCACAAUAUUUCAAAACAUUUAUUUAAUUUUUCCAAGUAAAAUAUAAGUUCUUAUCAUUUUUCUCCCAACAUGUACAGUAUUUGCGUGAGUAGGCCACCAAUUUUAUGAAGCUACACUUGUAAAGCUAAUGAAGUUUAAAACUUAUUGUAUGAAUAAAUAAAAAGUACAUGUAUGUCAGCAUAUCUUGCUCUUUAAAGUUCAGUAUUAUUUGUACUGUGUGUAUUUUUACUGUAUUUUUUGACCAAUUUGGGGGGAAUGUACAAAGCUACAAAAUAUUGUUGGACCAAAUGUUUUUUUUUGUUCAAUAAAGAGUGGGUCCCUCAAUGUGGUUUACAUGAAAUGAAGUUACUGGCAUCUGAUGUGAUGCUUUUGAUUGUAUAUAAGCUUAAGAAUAUUUGUUCUCCAAUGAGCAAUUUCCAGGUUUUGUCAUUUAACACAGUUAUUCUGAAUCACACCUCAGUUGUAAAAUAAACUUCAUGUCCUGGAAUAAA
Molecule: messenger RNA, 6049 nt
Organism: Nothobranchius furzeri (turquoise killifish)
Lineage: Eukaryota; Metazoa; Chordata; Actinopteri; Cyprinodontiformes; Nothobranchiidae
Source: RefSeq, a predicted model, not a curated record